GCCACCACGCUAGGCCCACACAAAAAAAGAUCACUUGGCUCCUGCUGUUGUUGGACUAAAAAGAGAUGAGAUGAAAGGAGAUAGAACAUAUAUGCUUCUGCGUUUUCGCAAGGGAUCAUAAAUAUAUCAUAUCAUCUCUCACAUCGUCUUUUCUCUGAGAUGUGGCAUAUUUUGUCCGCAAUCCCAAAGGGAUCCUUUUGUUGCAUUUGUUAGGCCCACCCCACCAUUCCAGGGUACAGGGGCCCGUCUGAUGAACCAAAUCGAGAUCAGAAAAAGGAGCCGAAAGAAAAAAAAAAAGAGGAAAACGGAGGAGCGAUGGAGUCGGGGGGCGACGAGUGGUUGGCCGCCGACAAGGUGGAGCAUGCGGUGGCGUGCUUCGCGAUCGCGCUCGUCGCCUCCGCCCUGGCCGCGCGGAGCCGCCGCCCCAUCCUCCGCCGCCGGAGCGCCGCCCUCGGCUCCGCCGCCGCCUUCCUCGCCGGCUCCGCCAAGGAGGCCGCCGACGCCCUCGGCCUCUGGGGCUCCGCCGGCGCCUCCGCCAAGGACGCCGCCGCCGACCUCCUCGGCCUCGCCCUCGCCCGCCUCGCCCUCGCCGCCUCCCGCAGCAUCCCCUCCUCCUCCGAGCGCAAGCGAGGGGUCUCCACCUCCUCCUCCUCCUCCGGCGACGAGCGCGAGCAAGGGGUCUCCAUGGUGUAGAUAGGGGGGGCAGAUACUACGUGGAAGAUCCAAAAACAUCGAGAGGAUGAUCCAAUAUCCAAUCCGAUUUUGAUUUCUGAAUACGUCGGAUAUUUAGUUUGUAAGUUUUUAGUGUCCUUAACACUAAGAGGGCUUAAAUAUGAUUCUUGUUGAAAAAAAUUCGGUCCCAUAGGUACAAAUUAAUGUUCUCUGUUGUUGCGAUU
This is a messenger RNA of Ananas comosus (pineapple), 896 nucleotides long. RefSeq lists its product as uncharacterized. The transcript has a single exon. NCBI's taxonomy places the organism in Eukaryota, Viridiplantae, Streptophyta, Magnoliopsida, Poales, Bromeliaceae. The record is from RefSeq and is a predicted model, not a curated record. Bases 316 to 693 code for a protein of 125 amino acids.